AUGAAUCUUUCAAAAAUCUUAUUUACACCAGAUACGGGAGAUUUAAAAACUUGUCAACUGUGUUCCACACGAUCUAAUAAUCAUACGUGUUCAAGUGAAAUAACAAAACUACCACAACAUUUAUUUUUUAAUUUUACAGCUGCUGAUUAUAUUUCUGGGUUCCGUUCUAUUGGUUGCGAGUAUCUUCAGUUUUCAGAUGAAUCAGAUGUUUCAUCCGAUGGAGUUCUAGAUUUAGAAAAUAAACUAGUUCAGAAGUAUUUUGUUCCAAAUCUGCAAUUAACCCAUAAUACAAGAAAUGUUGGUUUGCAUCGAUUAAUAAAAGAUCAUUUAUCACUAAGAUAUGAAUUAACAUCGACUAUUGUUGAUUAUUAUUUAAAUAUUUUAAUAGUUAUUACUGAAGAUGCACGAACGCUUAUUGUUAAAAAGUGUUCCAACUCCGACUAUUUAUGUUAUAAUCAAUCGUUUAGACAAUUCGAACCAUUAUCAAAUGGUUCGAUUGAAACGUUUCUAGCUGCUGCAACCCAAGUGUUGCUCUGCUAUAAAGCAAACGAAGGAACGGUUGAUACAUAUUCACCACCUGCUGAAAAACAAUUAGACAUUAGUACAUGGAAGUUAUUACCUGAACCAGAUAAGAAAAACAUCAACAUAGUCAGGGGUCAAUUAUCACAAAAAACUGCAUAUUAUGUUAUUGAUCGGUAUGAUUUAUCAGCAAAUGAUUUAAAAAAUUUAAUUUAA
Molecule: messenger RNA, 735 nt
Organism: Didymodactylos carnosus
Lineage: Eukaryota; Metazoa; Rotifera; Eurotatoria; Philodinida; Philodinidae
Source: the annotation of a GenBank genome assembly